UCCCCUCUUUUAAGUACCCAUCCCCUUUUCGAGAACUAGGGUUAGGGUUUUGGCUAGCAAUCGCCAUGGCCGCAUUCAACGAGAUCCAGAAGAGGAAAAGGGCAGCAAUCCAGCAGGAGAAGCGAGCGAUCCAUGGCGAUCCUCGCACGGGAAAGCUCAAGCAGAGGGCCCCGCCCGUCUCCAUCUCUGGGAAGCGCAAGCGAAAGCUCCUCAAGAAAUUGAAAAGGGAGCAGAAGGAGGCGAUAGAGAAGGGUUUGGUUACGAUGCAAGAUGUAGAGAUGGCAGUUGCAGACGGAUCUGCUCAAGACAAUAAUCAAAAGGCUCAUAUCAAGUUCAAUGUAAAGGGGACUUCAAGGCUCAGAAUCAAAAAGUUGAAGGGAAAAGGUAAGAGCAAAAAGAAAUCUGCAAACAAGCCGAAGGGUGCUGCUUCAGUAGAUGCCAUGGUAGAAUGAGUACUGAAUUGAGCUAGGCAGAAAACUUCCAGUGUUUGCACCUUUAUAUUCAAGAAUAGGGCUUUUGCUGAGCCAAAUUUUAUGUAUAAAUUGUUAUUUUACAGCAAGUUGUUGGAAGAAGAUGGGUAGAUUGCACAUUUAAACUUGUUGAGCAUUUUGUAAGAAUUCCGUUUGAUAAUCUUGCCUUAGUCGAAGAUUGCCUAACAUUAGGUUGAUGAUCCUUUCAUUGGUGACUUUUUUUGUUGUGCUUUUCAGCCUAACAAAUUCUUAUUGUACUUUGCAUGAAGUUCAAUUGUUUUUUUUUCUUUUUGCA
Molecule: messenger RNA, 765 nt
Organism: Asparagus officinalis (garden asparagus)
Lineage: Eukaryota; Viridiplantae; Streptophyta; Magnoliopsida; Asparagales; Asparagaceae
Exons: 4
Coding region: 66-452 (128 amino acids)
Source: RefSeq, a predicted model, not a curated record